This is a messenger RNA of Scleropages formosus (Asian bonytongue), 811 nucleotides long. RefSeq names its product alkB homolog 4, lysine demthylase (gene alkbh4). Gene Ontology annotation, cellular component: contractile ring; midbody. Gene Ontology annotation, biological process: actomyosin structure organization; protein demethylation. The record is from RefSeq and is a predicted model, not a curated record. The transcript has 3 exons. The coding region runs from base 8 to 811 and encodes 267 amino acids. NCBI's taxonomy places the organism in Eukaryota, Metazoa, Chordata, Actinopteri, Osteoglossiformes, Osteoglossidae. Gene Ontology annotation, molecular function: demethylase activity; oxidoreductase activity; actin binding.
GGGAUUCAUGGCAGAAGACCACACGAAUAAGGGAGCACUUUGUGGGUGUAAAGGAAUCCGGUCUUGUCUUAUUUGCGAGAAAUUCGUGGGCAAACAAAGGAUAGAGGAUGACACUCAUUUGAAGCUUCGCAGUUUCGUGUACGAGCCACCAGUAGGGCUGGCCGUACGCGAUGAGCAGGGUGUCAGAGAGUCCUUCUCCUUCCCUGGGGUCUUUCUGUGGAAGGAUUUUGUGUCGCCGGAGGAGGAGAAACAUCUGGUGGACAGCAUGGACCGGGAUUGUUGGAAGGAGUCACAGUCCGGCCGCAGGAAACAGGACUUUGGGCCUAAAGUGAAUUUUAAGAAGCAGCGUGUGCGGUUAGGAGGAUUUACUGGGCUGCCAGCGGUUAGCAGGGAUUUGGUGACACGGAUGAGACAGGAACCAUUAUUGGAGGACUUCCAGCCAGUAGAACAGUGCAACUUGGACUACAGCCCUACGCGAGGUUCUGCCAUUGAUCCCCACCUUGAUGACAGCUGGUUGUGGGGUGAACGCUUGGUGACCAUCAACCUUCUCUCAGAUACUGUGGUCACAAUGAGUAGGGACGAUGGAGAAAUGCUCGUGUCCGUUGGCCUUCCUCGCAGGUCACUUUUAGUGCUUUACGGCGAAGCGCGUCACCAGUGGAAACAUGCCAUCCAUCGAAAGGACAUUGAAAAGCGCAGAGUCUGCAGCACCUACAGGGAGCUUUCACCUGAAUUCCUACCUGGAGGAAUGCAGGAAAAUCUUGGAUCACAACUGUUGGACAUAGCCUUGACCUUUCAGGGAGUCCCGGUGUAG